Molecule: messenger RNA, 357 nt
Organism: Fomitopsis serialis
Lineage: Eukaryota; Fungi; Basidiomycota; Agaricomycetes; Polyporales; Fomitopsidaceae
Product: symbiosis-like protein
Exons: 5
Coding region: 1-357 (118 amino acids)
Biological process (GO): macroautophagy; cellular response to nitrogen starvation
Cellular component (GO): cytosol; fungal-type vacuole membrane; autophagosome
Molecular function (GO): phosphatidylethanolamine binding
Source: RefSeq, a predicted model, not a curated record
AUGAGGUCCAAGUUCAAGGACGAGCACCCCUUCGAGAAGCGCAAGGCAGAGGCAGAGCGCAUCAGGCAGAAGUACCCCGAUAGGAUACCUGUCAUCUGCGAGAAGGCAGACAAGACGGACAUCCCGACAAUAGACAAGAAGAAGUAUCUGGUCCCAUCAGACCUCACUGUCGGGCAGUUCGUGUAUGUCAUCCGGAAGCGCAUCAAGCUGGCGCCCGAGAAGGCCAUCUUCAUCUUCGUCGAUGAGGUGCUCCCACCAACUGCAGCACUGAUGAGCGCAAUCUACGAGGAGCACAAGGACGAGGACGGGUUCUUAUACGUCAGCUACUCAGGAGAGAACACAUUCGGAUCGCGAUGA